Molecule: messenger RNA, 2884 nt
Organism: Epinephelus fuscoguttatus (brown-marbled grouper)
Lineage: Eukaryota; Metazoa; Chordata; Actinopteri; Perciformes; Serranidae
Gene: gfm1
Product: G elongation factor, mitochondrial 1
Exons: 18
Coding region: 100-2346 (748 amino acids)
Biological process (GO): mitochondrial translational elongation
Cellular component (GO): mitochondrion
Molecular function (GO): GTP binding; translation elongation factor activity; GTPase activity
Source: RefSeq, a predicted model, not a curated record
ACCACCAGCAGCAGGGCACCGGCGUGACAUUCACUGGGCACUCAGGGUUGUGUAAAGAAGAAAUACGAGUACCCUGUGCCCGAGCCAGUAGUUGUCAAAAUGAGAGUAUUACAGGCGAGUCUGUCUUUGGCUAAAACGCAUAUUUUGGCACCAGGAAGCGUCACUCUUAAAAAGGUGCUCAUCAACAGCUGUCGGACAUGUUCCUCUGGGAUCAUUCCCAACGAGAGGAUCCGCAACAUCGGCAUCUCUGCUCACAUCGACUCGGGGAAGACCACUCUGACCGAGCGUGUCCUUUAUUACACCGGCAGGAUAGCAGAGAUCCAUGAGGUGAAGGGGAAGGACGGUGUUGGAGCCACUAUGGACUCUAUGGAGCUGGAGAGGCAGAGAGGCAUCACCAUCCAGUCAGCUGCUACAUACACCAUGUGGAAGGAUCAUAACAUCAACAUCAUUGACACACCAGGUCACGUGGACUUUACCAUUGAAGUGGAGCGAGCGCUGCGUGUGCUGGACGGAGCCGUGCUGGUGUUGUGUGCGGUGGGGGGAGUGCAGUGUCAGACCAUGACCGUGAACAGGCAGAUGAAACGCUACAACGUCCCCUUCCUCACCUUCAUCAACAAGCUGGACCGCAUGGGAGCCAACCCUAGCAGAGCCCUGCAGCAGAUGAGAACCAAACUAAACCACAAUGCAGCCUUUGUGAGCAUCCCCAUUGGCCUGGAGGAUAACAUGCGUGGCAUCAUCGACCUUGUGGAGGAGCGGAGCAUGUAUUUCGAGGGGCCUUUUGGUCAAACUCUCCGCUAUGAUGAGAUCCCGGCAGAUUUCCGCGCUGAGGCUGCAGACCGCAGGGAGGAGCUGGUGGAGUGUGUGGCUAACGCCGAUGAAAUCCUGGGAGAGAUGUUUUUGGAGGAAAAGAUUCCAACUACAGAGGAGCUGAAGGCUGCGAUCCGCAGGGUCACAGUGCAGCGUCUCUUCACUCCAGUGUUGGUGGGCACAGCGUUGAAAAAUAAGGGGGUCCAGCCUCUACUGGACGCUGUCCUGGAUUACCUGCCGAACCCCACUGAAGUCAAAAACUAUGCUAUCCUCAAUGAAGAAGAUGGCAGUGAAACAUCAAAGAUUCAAAUGGACCCGACAAGAGACUCCUCAAACCCCUUUGUUGGUCUGGCCUUCAAACUGGAGGCGGGGCGGUUUGGCCAGCUGACAUACGUGCGGGUGUACCAGGGCUGUCUGAAGAAGGGGGAGUACAUCUACAACACACGCUCGAGCAAGAAAGUUAGAGUUCAGAGGCUCGUGCGCCUUCACGCCGACCAGAUGGAGGAUGUGGAUCAAGUUUAUGCAGGAGAUAUUUGUGCUCUGUUUGGGAUUGACUGUGCCAGCGGAGACACUUUUACAUCCAGGACCAGCGCCAAUCUCUCAAUGGAGUCUAUUCACGUCCCAGAGCCUGUCAUUUCCAUGUCAAUGAAGCCCACCAACAAGAACGAUAUGGAUAAAUUCUCCAAAGGCAUUAACCGUUUCACCAGGGAAGACCCGACGUUUAGGGUGCAUUUUGACACUGAGAGCAAAGAAACCAUCAUCUCGGGCAUGGGCGAGCUGCAUCUUGAAAUCUACUCCCAGAGGAUGGAGAGGGAAUACAAUUGUCCCUGCAUCAUGGGAAAACCCAAAGUGGCUUUCAGAGAGACGAUCACCAGUCCUGUACAGUUUGACUUCACCCAUAAGAAGCAGUCUGGCGGCUCUGGGCAGUACGGUAAAGUUAUCGGAGUCCUUGAGCCUCUUGAGCCAGAGCAUAGCACCAAGCUGGAGUUUGAAGACCAGACCGUUGGAACAAACGUCCCUAAGCAGUUUAUACCAGCUGUUGAAAAGGGCUUCAGGGAUGCCUGUGAGAAGGGGCCGCUGAGCGGGCACAAGAUCUCAGGAGUCAGGUUCGUCCUGGAAGACGGAGCGAAUCACUUGGUGGACUCCAAUGAGAUCUCCUUCAUCCGGGCAGGAGAGGGCGCUCUAAAGCAAGCUAUGGAAAAGGCCAACACGAUCAUCCUGGAGCCGAUCAUGUCUGUGGAAGUCGUAGCACCUCAGGAGUUUCAGGGAGCAGUCAUUGCUGGUGUAAACCGUCGGCACGGUGUCAUCACAGGACAGGAUGGAGCUGAGGGAUACUUCACUCUGUACGCUGAUAUUCCACUAAAUGACAUGUUUGGCUACGCCACAGAACUACGCUCCUGCACUGAAGGAAAAGGCGAGUACACCAUGGAGUACAGCAGAUACCAGCCCUGCCUGCCAGCCUCACAAGAGGAACUCAUCCACAAAUACCUGGAGGCGACAGGACAGCUGCCUGUGAAGAAGAACAAGUGGAAGAGCUGAAAACUGUCAAAUAUACCCAGAUGUGUACUACUGGACUUUAACACGACCGCCGACCCUCAUCUUUACACACAUUUCCUGCCCAUCAUCAACCGUGACUCGACAAUGAGGCUUUGAUUUGUGGAGCCAUGAAAAACUGACAUGUUACUCUUGUUUUAUAGUUGAAGCUACUUUUUCCCUCCCUGAUGUUUGACCCCUGUUGGAAGCAUAUUUAUUAUCUUGAUUUUAAAACAAUUUGACCUUGUUGGUAAGGAAAGCUCAGUGUUUUGAUUUGAGCUUGUUAUGGCUUUUGUACUAUGUACAGAACGGCCCUGAUGUAAGAAUGAGUGCAGCAAAGAUACGUCUGUCUUUUAAAGUUUCGUUCUGUACGGAUUAUUUACAUGUCAACAAACAACUUCUUACAAACACUUGAUUCUUGGAAACCCACUUCUUUUCUUGUGCAGCAGUAUUCUGUGUGGUCAUUUGUAGAUCUUCUACAUGAGCAGUACAUUUGCACACCAGGACACACGAUUACACACCAAAGUUACUGCAGCUAGUUCCU